Messenger RNA from Contarinia nasturtii (swede midge), 7406 nucleotides. RefSeq lists its product as uncharacterized. The transcript is spliced from 8 exons. The record is from RefSeq and is a predicted model, not a curated record. The coding region runs from base 1141 to 2040 and encodes 299 amino acids. NCBI's taxonomy places the organism in Eukaryota, Metazoa, Arthropoda, Insecta, Diptera, Cecidomyiidae.
UCUUUUUGGAACAGUUGCAUUUGGUCGGCAGCCACGAUCACUGCUUUCGUCGCCAUUUCGCACGGAAAUUAUUUCGUAAACUGUUUUUGUUGUUCGUGAAACGUGUUUGCGAUAUACGAUUUUUGACUUCAGGGAAAUUUUGUUUACAUAUUAUAUGUGUAGAAAAACGCGACGACACAGAGUCACCAUUACCAUAUCGUUGGCGUCGUCGACAUCGUUGAAGCUUUCCAACUGAUGUACCAAGUCAUAUCGAAAUGCUUCUAGCCUUUGAGGCAAAGUUGAUUGCAAAACAAAGGCCUUCUAGAUGGUGAAGAAAACGCACAAAAAAUGCAUUAGCUAAGGGCAUUGUGCAGGCGUUAUAAAAAGAAAACAACCGAAAAGAAGAAGCAAAGAAAAAAACAUUGAGUAUGUAAAAUACAGGAGACACACUGGAUGCAAAAAUAAAAUCAACAAAGCAUAGUAAAAAAGCGCAAAGCCACAAAAAGAAGAAUCGAAUACGAGGUAAAUAGAAGGGAACAAAUACGAAAUCCAUCGACCAACAUACACACUCACGCAUAUAUCUAUACAUAUUAUUGCGAGAAAAGAAAAGUUUUAUUUUGUGUUGAAAGUUGAAGAAAUUUUUAAGUGGUUUUUAUUUGGAUUGCAUUCGACUCCGAGAAUCGCAUAAUAUCUCUUGAUCCGUUCGAAAUAGUAACAAAAAAGAAGAAGUGGGAAAACAAACAUCAGUUCUUACAACAUCACCACCAAUAUCAACAAUAACAAGCAUCCGAGGCACCAUGGAAUAGUGGCUUUUCGAACAAAUAGAGUUGAAACGCCAUCGAAAUCAUCAUAACAAUUUCAAAUGCUUGAAUAAUAUUCGAAAGUGGCGAAAAGAGAGUGCAAAAGUGCAAAAAGAAUAAAAAUCUAUCAAUGAUUAUAAGUGUGUUCUCACGCCGAUUGUGAAAACGGUACACAUUCGCACGCACAUAAAUUGUCUUUUAACUUAUGCUGUGUGCACACACACAGAGAGAGGACCAUCAUCUGUCACAGGAGCGGACAGUGUGAACAAAAAAGGCUUCAAAAACGUUCAAAACGUGGCUCGAAUUAAAAAACAGUUUUCUGUCCUUAUGGACACCCAAUUGGUGCGAAUGUGAUACAGAAAUGUGUCAACAUAAUCAUAGGACACAUAGAAAUGACUUUUUUUCUUCAUCAUUGUUUACACAAAAAAGGAGUACCCACAAUCAGCAUCAAAACAAACACUCGACAACGAAUAUUGCUUCAAUCGAUAUGGGCGGUAUGUUUCCAGAGAGUGGAAAAAAUAUUUAUAUAUCCGAUACUAGUUAUGGAUAUACGGAAAUUGACAUGAUAAACUUGUUUGGAUCACCAGCAGGGCGUGCAAUAAAUAAAAUAACAUCGAUAAAAUUAAAUAAAUCUGAAGCAGCAAAAGCAAAAGCGAAAUCAAAAGACCGAACCAACACAAACGGCAUUAGUUGUAGUAGCGGAAGUGGCGGCGGCGGCAGCAGCAGCAGCAGCAGUUCUAGUAGUAGUAGUUAUAGUCAGAGCAACGAUGCGAAUAGCAAUGAUAAUACAACAUCCACCAAUUCAAUGAAUCGAGAUCAUACGUUAUUUGUUGAGGAUCAAAAAAAUAGCAUUAAAGCGAUUAGCGGCACAGUUGGUAUCGACACAACAUUUGGUAUUGGUGUUGGCAUUAACAAUGGCACUGCGCAAACCAUUCAUCGCCAUUGCAUAGCUAAACCCGAUAAAUAUAUGAAUUUACACAAGAAAAAGGUGAAAUGCUGGGAGAGUUUUCUCGAAAAUGACAAAUUAAAUAAUAAUUGGAGCUGCACUUCUACGGAUGAUACUAAAGUAGAACGAUUCGACGAAUUGAUCACCGAUGCGGAAAUAUAUGAAGAAGCUGUACGAUUUCUGGGCCUUUCGUGUACUUUAAGCAAUAGCUGUCGCUGCUUGGAAUGUCAGAGUCGCUAUUUUGACUACGAAGACGAUGAGGACUAUGAUGACUCAGACGACGACGAUGAUGAUGACUUUAUUACCGUUUUUUGAGUACGUGAAACUUUUUUUCUCUCUCACUCUCUACUCUCUCUCUCUCAACCUUUCGACAAUACCAUGCCAAAAAUGAAAAUGUUCUAAAUAAAUGAUAAUUAAAAUAAUAACAAUAAUUAACACAGCCAAAAACCACAGAGCUUUGUCGUUGCAUUCCGUUUUCGUCGAUUAAUGUAGUUAAUAUUUUCGAGUGAUUUUAUGGAAACUUUAGAGAGUUUCGCGUAACAAAUAGAUAAAAAAGAAACACAUACAUACAUAACAUACAUAGACAAAAAAAUAAAUAAAUAAAUUAAAUCAUUUGACUUCAUAAUGACAGGAACACAAAACAGUGUAGAAAACGAUAAGGUCAACAAGUUUAACAAAUUGAAAACCUCAAAAUGUGGUUCACGUUCAACAAAUUUUUAUGUUGUCACUUCGGUGUAAAACGAUUUAAAGUGCGGCUGGGUAAAUGGUUCCCAUGUGCUUUUCAUGUGAUACAAAAAAAAAAAAUUGGAACAACAUGGACGCAGCAGAGGAAAAAUAAUUCGAAACUCGUACAAACUCCACAAUUUAUGAGCAAAUGAGAAUGAGCGAUUUACUCAUUCCAUAAGCAUGUAUCUCAUAAAAAAACUAAUGGUAACAACACAGCCUGCACACGUCACAAAAGUUCCAAAAUUUAAUUCUAGCAUAAAAAGUGUGUUCGAAUUCGGAGCUUGUUUAUGAGUGGUCAGUACGAUACAUAAUACCGAACAAGAAAAAAAAAAAGAACGAAAAAUCUUCCUCUCCAGUUCACAUGAAUAUUUAUUCACCGGUCCAUAGUUGUGAAUGACCACUCUCGUUUUAAGCCUGAAACGAAACUUUUUUGAUUAGAUUGAUGCAGCCGCAUUUUAACAAUUUGCUAAUAUGCACACUUGGGCGGAAAUUUGAAUAACGUACUACAUGCACGACGAGAAAUGAAUGCUCUUCUUUCGGCGAACAUAUACACUGUAUAACAGUUUCGAAAGCAUUUAAAUACCGUUGAUUCGAUAAAAUACAUGGCACAUCAUUUCCACAUAUAUUCGUAAUGUUUCAGAUAAAUGCUCCAUCAACCGUCAACUGUUGAUAUAAACCAGCGAAAUGAAUAUGUCACACAUUUAUAAAAUGUGGAUAUUUGAAUGAGUUUGAAAUGUUGUGGAUAUAUAUCAAAUGAAUAGACAUUAUGCUUCAAUAAAUUUGAACACAUUUAAUCGAGCAAAGAAAAUGCUAGUUGUGUGAAUUUGAGAUUUUCUCAUGGUUCCGAGUACAUUUACACUGGUACAUGCGUAUAGUUUUCGGGAUUAAUCAAAACUUUUUUUUAAAAAAAGGAAAACGAAAAACAACAAAAACAACAGAAACUCAACUCAAAUGUUAAACUUCUACAUUGUGCACUAUAUAAAAUAAUUAAAAUUAAUAGAAUGAAAGAGUGGAAGCGCAAAUUCGCCCUCAAUUCCCCUGCGUACAAUCUGCACUCAUACCAUUGUCUGAUUUAGCGAAACAAGAAAAACUACAAUAAUUAUGAUAUAAAUAACUUUUCUUUUAAAAUCGCAUAAGACAUCACACAAACUCUACAAACUUAUCUUCGUUUUUUUGUAUCCUCAUUAUAGACGACGGAUAGGAAAAGAAACAAGAUUAUUGUGAACGUAUUCCCAAAUCUGCAAACUUACGAACUACCAAACUUACGCAAAAGCUCCGAGCACAAUAAAAACGAAAUGAGAAAAAGUGCAUGCGAACAAAAAUGAUGAAAUAUUUUUCACACGUUAAAUAGGGUGCGCUUCAAAAGUUUACUAUCUCAUAGCUCAAGUGACAGAUUAAGUAAACGAUGCAGGGAAAAAAUACGAGAAAAAGUAACUAUACGAAGUAAAGGGAUCUUAUAUUAUCAAAUAUUAAUGAUAUCAACACCAACUAUUUGAUCUAUGUGCUAAAAAUUCGACUCUGUUACUCAACUAAUAAUCCCAUUGUUGAACAUUAUUACUGUUAUUUCUAUACAUUUACAUGGCGUGUUCUAUCAAAAAUAGACAGCACAAAAAUUGUAUUACAUCAGUCAAUUUUAACGAUGGUAAUACUCUGCAUAAAUCCAAAAAAAGCCACACAACCAUCAAAAGUUCCUCUAGUACCACAUUUUCUUUUGGUUUUCUUCCAAAACCCUCCUAUUCCAUGGAAUAUGAUAAAUAUUUAUUUAAGUACAAAGUACUUCUUCAUAAUUGUUUUGCAUAUAGUAUCAAAUUACUAUAUUCAUAUGUGUAAGUGUAACGAAAUGUUCUUUCUCGUCGUUCGUUACGUAUCGCAAUUUUUAAAUAUACCGAAAAAUGAGCAAAAAAAAAACAGAAGGAGAAAGUAAACGAACGAACGAAUGAGAAGAAGCAAAUGUGAUUAUAACGUAGUUCCACUAUGAAAGUAUCAUAAAAAAUGUGUAUUCCUUUGGCCUCCGACGGUUUGAACGGCUUCUCUUCGGUUCCAUCGUGAAUCAUUUGGUUUGUAUUGGAAUUUCGUUUUGUUACACAUUUGAAGAAUGUACAAGGCGAACAUUCGCUUAACCGUUGAGUUUAAUGCGGCUAAUAAAAUUCACGCCAUGAAUACAAAACUUCUGUACAGGCGUACAAUUUUAACUAUAUAAGACGAAGGAACCGACAAAACCAAAGAAACGCGAUCGUUUCCCAUUCGAAAGUGUUCCCAUUUCACUGUUUAUCUUUGUAUGGAUGACUGUCGGCAUAUACUCUCGCACAGUUCAAGGAACAACAUUUCUUAAAAUACAUUAAACAUAAACAUUUAUAUGCACCGUACUUUUUACGCAAUGUCAUAAUGAGUGUACGGUUAAGCAGCAAGAAAAAAAAACAUACCACAUUAUUUCAAAUGUACAAAACGUGAAGAACGUUGUUACCAUCGGAGGAAGGUUGGUGGUGUUUAGUGUUUUUGGCAACGGAGGUUGUCUUAAGUUAAUUGAAAUGCAAUAACACUCGAUCAACAGCCGCAAAUAAAAAUAAUUUUCGACAUUUGAUAGGUGAACCACAAACAAAAGUUUGUUUUCGUGUUUGCGCUUUUCGGUGUGAAAAGUUAUAUUUUAUUCUUCGUUUUCAUUCUUAUUUACGGCUGAAAAUGUAAUACCGUUGCCAAUGCUGCUCUCAAUUUAUCAAGAUGUCAGUUGACCUCAAAGAGUAUACAUAUAUACCAACGUCAAACACACCAACACUAACAUCUACAAGCAUUAACGCCAAUCAUUCCCAUAUAGUUCAUAUACGGUGAGUACGAGACCCGUAAUGAUGAAUCGAAUAAAAAACACUUGCCCCUUCGACCGAGUACAUUCGAUUCGAUUUUUCCCGGAAACGCAUAAAAACUAUGUGCUCUUGCCUUAUUUGCAACAUCUGAAAUAAUCUGACAUACUGAACCAAGGAGCUAAGGAAAUUUUUUAUUGAAUUUAAACAAAAUGCUUUGUUGUUCUUUUCAUUUCGUUCAAUCGCUUCAUAGCACCUCUUUCAAUUGCUGAAAAUGUGUUCAACUUGAAAAAUGCAAUCGAAGUACAUCUUUUGUAACCGGGGAACAUAUAUCCGGCAAGAUUGGUAUGUUAAACAAAUUCAAACAGCACAUGAAAUAACAUGUUAUUGUUUUGUUCACUAACUGGUUCAAACUAUGCAUUAAAAAAAAAUGAAAACAAUUUGAUAUUCGGUGAGAAUUUGUUUUCUCGUGCUCCUUGCUCUAACAUACACGUUUCAUCCUCUCUUUAUUUCUCUUUACGUACGUGUUCACUUUGGCUUAUUCAUGGGAAACUUUUCAAAAAUAAGUACCAACAACUCCAACCAAAACUCCAACAAUAAAGUCACACCUUCUGCUGCAAUUUUUGGUUUUUGUUUCCGAAUUUCAUUGCAGACUUUGAAACCAAACUUUCUUUUUGAGGGAGGGAGGAGGUAGCGGUUGUUCUAUGUCGUUUUACAUAGACAUAUUUCAUGAAUUAUGGCAAAGCUUAAGCUGAAUUAUUUAGAUUAGAUAUGUAAGGGGAACUAUUUAAUAAAAUUUACUUCUAAAUCAAAAUUAUAUAAAUAACGUAAUUGUAUAAUUUGCGAAUUUGUAAUGUUGAAACGUGAUGAAAUUGAAUAUAAUUUGAAUUGCGACUCAAAAUUCACACGAAAUUAUUUUUAUGAAUCGUAUGUGCUUUUUAAAAGUGACACUUUACAGAGAAAGAUUUGAGAUAAUUUCACUUUCUCUACACGAUGUAUACAUAUAGCAUUUAAUUGUUACACCGGAAUGCAUAACACAUACAAACAAACAAACAAAAAUUAAAUUAAAUAAACACUACUUUUCUCUAUUAUUAUUAUGACUGUUGUACACCAAAUAUACUCAGUCAACUCGACCACAAUACAAAAAAAGGGGUAAUUCAACUAAUGACUAUUAUUUGCCAAAGAAAAUGUUAAGUUGUUAAAAAAAGAAUGAAUGAACAACAUUUUACAAACACACUCACAUAGAGAGAAGACUAAUGAACAGAAAAAAAGGAACACAAAACAAAAACUAAAAUCCAUUUAUUUAUGUGCAUAACGAAGUGUUACGUGAACAUUAUAAAUUACGUUGUUACGAAAAACGAAAGAGUAAAAAGUAUAAAAUCCAAACGAACAUGUAACAUUUAUCCAAUUCACUGCAACUAAAUCUAAUUAAUUGGACGUCAUCAAAGUAAAAGCAAAAUUCAAAUAACGAGAUAGAAAAAAAAAUCCAAAUAGAAAUGAGAUUUAAAAAAAAAAAAAGAAUCAGCAAACAAUUCAUUUGCAUUCAUCUUAUUUGCUGUAUAAUAUAUAAAUAUAUCUGUAGAAGGAGAAAUGAAGUGAUGACGUUGUAGCGAUUGCAAUUUAUGUGCAAAUAUAGAAAAUCUUGUGCAUUGAAACAAAUUUAUGAUAUGACUAAAGCCAUGCCAACGACGGAUUUUUUAUACUCAUGUAAAUUGUGUGCCAAAUCAAACAGAAAAAAGAACAUUGCACUUACACAUAAACACACUUAAAGAAACACACAUAAGCUCUACAGGCAACGCUAAGCGCCUAGUGCACACACACAAACACAAACAAACACACACACACAACACACACACACACACCUCCGCACACACACACACACACAAUGUUAUUGUAUACAUGGUCUGAGGUUGAGAUGCAAAGUGCACUCUCCACCGUAUUUCGCCGUUCGCGUACGCUUGCACAGCUGCAGUAUAUGCGAAUAUGCAGCCACGAUGGUAAUGCUCCCUUUGCAUCCCAACAUUCGACUCAAUAAAUACACAUUUCAAACCAAACAACCAAAACAAAGAAACAAACAAAAAAAUUUAUUAAAUGUACAAUUGUAUUUUAGGUAUUGUAAGUGUUAUUUUCAAAAUAAAUUUAUUCUUUUUAAUAUUGCAA